AAAAAAAAAAAAAAAAAAAAAAAAAAAAAAAACGGGAGGCGACUGAGUGACGACAACACAAAACAAAAUGGCCACGCAAACGCUGCCCAACAGUUCGGCCGCGGCGGUCGAGGGCCCCACGCCGACGCCGGCGGGCGCGCUGGAGCUGAUCGAGGCCGCCAACCUCAUCUCCGCGGCCAACCGCGCGUACGCCGUCCUGGCCGCCGCGGCCUUCGUGGCCGGCUGCUUCCUGCUCUGCGGCUUGGUUGCCACGUGGAGAGCGGGACGCCACGUGAUCUGGCUGGACCGGCUGCUCUGGGCCUUCUGCGGCCUGCAGCUGCUGCUCCUGCUCUUUUCUCUCUACAACGUGGUGCACCGUCCUUACAGCUUGAGGACGGCGGCGUUGGGCUGCGCCGCGCUCUCCUUCGCCAUCAACACGACGUCGACCUGCGGCCUGUUGGUUUUAGCGCUGAUGGCUUACAGUCUCGCCCUCGACCCGCCGUCCGACGGAUUUCUGAGGAGGCCUGGCAUCUGCGUGGCUCUGGUGGUCCUGACGUCCAUUUGCAUCACUCUUCUUCUGGAUGGCCUUCGAGGCCCGAGCGACGGUUUUCGCCGCGAGACGGACUGUUUUAUGGAUCCGGUCCACGCUGGAGUUUCCUACGCCGUCGCAAAGCUGUGCUUGGCUUUUCUGAUGCCUUACGGUCUGCAACUGGCGCUCCUGAUAUGCGGCUGCGUACGACAGAAACAAUCCAACCGGAGGUUUCUCUCGGGUUCCGAGCAGGGUCCGGUGCUCUUGGCGUUCGGCGCGACGCUGCUGUUCUGCCACCUCUUCUACGCGGCGGCUCUGGUGAGGGCGGCGCGGCUGCAGGCGCGGGGCGAGCUAAGCCACCGGCAGCGGGCGUUCGUGAGCGUGGCCGAGCUGGUUUUCUUCGCGGGGAGCUGCGCGUGCCUGACGCUGGUGCCGCUCGUACACCGGCCCAGUCGAAAGAAGCUGGCCGGACAGUUCGGGCGGGCGGCCGAUCUCUGCCCGCGUCCGGCGCGCGCUCAGCCCAGCAGGAACAUCAUCACGCCGCACAUCGAGAUCACAGACACCCUGCAGGAUAUCGAGUCGUAGCGCCCCAAAUUGCUCUCCUCCAUGAAGACUUCAUUUUCUUCUCAAGCACAAAAUGUACGCGGAGGGCCGCUUCCAUGAGUCAAAUUUUAUACAGCGGCGCCUUGAGGAACGGGUUACUCGACUCAGAAUUUUUUCGUGAUACGUGUCAUCAAUCGUCAGAAUGUUUGCUUUGACUUGUGAGUAAAAAUUUGAGAUACAAGCCCUGUUUGUCAGUAAUGAACUAAACUCACUUCACAACAACCAACAGUUUGGUAGACCUAUAAAAGUAGGUGUCAACCUUUUUUUUUUAUUACGAACACAUCAUUUCACUUCAGAUGACUCCAUUUAGCUUAAUGCUAACAAAUUAUCCAAAACAUCAUCCAUGGGCUAACGAAUACCAUGUGUAUAACGUUGUUAUAACACUUGAAGCAAUGGAUAUUUGAACAAAAACAGUGGAACAACAUAUACAGAUAAUAUAAUUUUCACAGGCAUAUAUUCUUUAUCCUCUGCAAAGAACAAUUAACUUUACCGCAGCUUACUGAGGUUUGACCAGCCCCAAUGCAGAUCUGAAUAAGUGUAUUAUAAUGCCACCCGGUGGCCAAGGAACACACAUCAGGAGGAGUGUAAAAUGAAUUUAACCGUAACCCAAAAGUUUGGGGCGAUAGUAACAAGCAAUCCACGAUCAUACUGCCACAUAAAUGUAUU
Molecule: messenger RNA, 1777 nt
Organism: Syngnathoides biaculeatus (alligator pipefish)
Lineage: Eukaryota; Metazoa; Chordata; Actinopteri; Syngnathiformes; Syngnathidae
Exons: 2
Coding region: 68-1093 (341 amino acids)
Source: RefSeq, a predicted model, not a curated record